AUGGGGUCAGGAAGAGAGGUCAAACUCCUGCUGUGGAAGAACUGGACCAUCCGCAGGAGGCAGAGGAUGCGUUUCUUCAUGGAGAUUAUGUGGCCUGUUAUGCUGUUCAUGGGGCUAGUGUGGCUGAGACGAGUGAAUCCACUCUACCGUCAACAUGAAUGCCACUUCCCCAACAAGGCCAUGCCCUCCACAGGGGUCCUGCCAUGGAUCCAGGGAAUCUUCUGCAAUGCCAACAACCCUUGUUUUCAAUACCCCACCCGGGGUGAAUCUCCCGGCCUGGUGUCCAACUACAACAACUCCAUAUUGGCUCGGUUCUACGCGGACGCCGAGGAGCUUCUUUUUAGUGACCCAGAGUUUCUUCAGCUCGGCCGCCUCUGGAAAGAACUGAACACUAUGAGUAACUUCAUGGACACCCUGCGCACCCAUCCUGAACAGGUCUCAGGCCGAGGUGUAAAGGUGGAGACUAUCCUGAAGGACGAUGAGACUCUGACAUCAUUCCUGCUUAGAGACAUUCCUCUGACAGAGUCUGUGGUGUAUCAGCUAGUCAAUGCCCAAAUCAGGCCUGAACAGUUUGUCUUUGGGGUUCCAGCCUUGCAUCUGAAGGACAUUGCCUGCAGCCUGACCCUGCUGGAGAGAUUCCUCAUCUUCCCCAGCCGCAGAGGACGCUACGCUGUUCGUAAUGCCAUGUGCAUCCUUACUCCUCAACGGCUACAGAUCAUCGAGGACAAAUUCUAUGCUAAUGUUGACUUUUUCAAGCUCUUCAGACUGCUUCCUCUUGUGCUGGAUAAUCACUCUCAAGGCAUUGAAAUUCAACUGUGGGUGCAGGUCGUCUCUGCUGUCUCGGACAAACUGCGAGAGCUGUACCAGAGGAAUAGCUCAAGGGAGCUUCUCCAGGUCAUGACUCCUCUCUUUCAGAACAAUCUGUCCUUCAGGGAGGUGAUGGCCGCUGCCUCCAGCCUGGUAUGUGGCUACACUGAGCGCGCUUUCUCCCGAGUCACCUCCUUUAACUGGUACGAGGACAAUAACUACAAAGCUUUCCUGGGCAUCAGCGGCCACAGGGCACGGGGCCACUACACAUACGACAACAGCACCACUCCUUUCUGCAAUGAUCUGAUGAAAGAGCUGGAGUCCAACCCUGCCACCAGGAUUGUGUGGCACUCUGUCAAGCCGAUGCUGAUGGGACGGAUCCUCUACGCUCCAGACUCGCAGGCUGCCCGGCAGAUCAUACAAAAUGCAAACACAACAUUUGAGGAGUUGGAGAGGCUGAGGACGAUGGGGAAGGCCUGGGAGGAAGUGGCUCCUCAGAUCUGGGCUUUUUUCCAAGAUGGAGUCCAAGUCAACAUGAUCCGGGACACCAUCUGCAAUCCAUCGGUGAUGGAUUUCAUUGACAGGAGUCUAGAGGAGGCCCCGUUCUCCUCCAAACACAUCCUCAACUUCCUGUACAACGGCCCACCAGAGGACCGUCCGGCUGACGUGCCUGAUUUUGAUUGGCGAGACAUCUUCAACCUCACAGACCGGUUCAUUCAAAUGCUCAACCAAUAUGGGGAUUGUGUGCUCCUGGAUAAGUUUGUGGCUGUGCCCGACGAGGACACCGUCACGUAUUGGGCCUUGGACUUGAUGGAGGAGAGCAAGUUCUGGGCUGGCCUCGUCUUUGUAAAUAUGCACACUUGGACCACCAAUGUCCCGCCUCAUGUUAAGUUCAAGAUCCGUAUGGAUAUUGAUGCAGUGGAGCGCACCAAUAAGGUCAAAGACAGGUAUUGGGAUCCUGGCCCCAGAGCUGAUCCGAUGGAUGACUUCCGCUAUGUUUGGGGCGGCUUUGCUUACCUCCAGGACAUCAUAGAGCAUGGGAUCAUCAAGACUCAGACGGGAAAGGAGUGGCCACUAGGUGUUUACCUACAGCAGAUGCCCUACCCUUGUUAUGUGGAUGAUCUCUUCAUGCUGACAUUGAACCGCUGUUUCCCCAUCUUCAUGGUACUGGCCUGGGUCUACUCUGUGUCCAUGAUUGUCAAGAGUAUUGUCCUGGAGAAGGAACUCCGGCUGAAAGAGACCCUGAAGGCCGUGGGGGUCACCAACGGGGUCAUCUGGUCCACCUGGUUUAUUGACAGCUUCCUCAUGAUGGGCACUAGCACUGCUCUCCUCACCAUCAUCAUCAUGGGAGGAAGGGUACUGAACUACAGCAACGGCGUCAUCCUCUUCCUCUUUUUGCUUACCUUCACCACGGCUACCAUCAUGCAAUGCUUCCUCCUGAGUGUCUUCUUCAACCAGGCCAACCUGGCAGCAGCCUGCUGCGGCAUCAUUCACUUUGCCCUUUACCUCCCGCACAUCUUCUGCUUCGCCUGGCAAGACUACAUCACCAAGGACAUGAAGAUCUUGGUGAGUCUGUUGUCCCAAGUGGCGUUUGGCUUUGGGACGGAGUACCUGUCGCGGUACGAGGAGCAGGGCCUGGGUCUGCAGUGGGACAACAUCCAGACCAGCCCUCUGGAGGGGGACGAGUUCUCCUUUCUCACCUCCAUCUGCAUGAUGGGUCUAGACACUGUGCUGUAUGCCGUUCUGGCCUGGUACCUGGACAAUGUCUUUCCUGGCCAGUAUGGAAUUGGUCGACCAUUUUACUUCCCCCUUCUGCCCUGUUAUUGGCUCAACAGUGUGGCUCCCGCUUCAGACAACAACAAACUGGAGAUGGAUACAAAGGGCUGUGAUAACCUGACAAGCAAAGAGCAAGGAGAGCAACAGCAGCAAGAGGAGGAGGAAAACCAAGAUCAAGAGAAAGACCAGGAGACACCCAAGACUCUGGAAGAGACAGCGUCAUGUGAUCACCAGGAUCAGGGGGAGAGGCUGGUGGAGAGCCAGGCUGAGGAGAACCAGCUCAAAGACGGUCAGACAUUCUUUGAAGCAGAGCCAGCUGACCUGGUGAAGGGAGUCUGCAUCCAGAACCUGGUCAAGGUGUUCGGCAGUAGCUCCACACCGGCCGUGGAUGGCCUGAGCAUCAGCUUUUAUGAGAGCCAGAUUACUGCCCUUCUGGGCCAAAAUGGUGCUGGGAAGACCACCACCAUGUCCAUCUUGACAGGUAUGUUCCCUCCCACCUCAGGGACAGCCACCAUCUAUGGCAAGGACAUCCGCACAGACAUGGACAGCAUCCGUCUGUCUCUGGGAAUGUGCCCUCAAUACAACACCCUUUUUCAGCAUAUGACUGUAGCGGAACAUAUCCUCUUCUACUCGCAGUUGAAAGGCCGUCCAAUAGCAGAGGCCAAGGAGGAGGUGGAGAACAUGCUGCAGGAUCUGGGUCUUCCCCACAAGAGAGAUGAACUGACCCAGAACCUCUCAGGGGGCAUGCAGAGGAAGUUAUCAGUUGCCUUAGCCUUUGUUGGUGGGGCCAAGGUGGUGAUCCUGGAUGAGCCCACUUCAGGGGUGGACCCCUACUCCAGGCGUUCCAUUUGGGACCUGCUGCUCAAAUAUCGUGAAGGGCGUACGGUGAUCAUGUCCACCCACCACAUGGAUGAAGCGGACCUGCUCAGUGACAGGGUGGCGAUCAUCUCUCAGGGCCGCCUCUACUGCUGCGGUUCUCCCAUCUUCCUCAAGAACUGCUUUGGCGCUGGCUUCUACCUCACUCUUGUACGACGAAUGAAAGACGAUACUCCAAAGGUGGGAGCCUGGAGCCUUGUGUGUGUGUGUGUGUCAAUCAAAGCCAUUAAUGUGAGAUGGAAGUUGAAGUUGAGCAAAGUCCUUCCCUACUUCUCUUCUUCAGGUAACAUGGAAAGCAUCACAGCCCUGAUCCACCAUCACGUGCCACAGGCUCGUCUCAUCGAGGCCAUUGGCCAGGAGAUGACCUACUUGCUGCCAAACCGAAACUUCCAGCCCAGGGCCUACGCUAGCCUCUUCAGGGAGCUGGAGGAAACCCUGGUGGACAUCGGCCUCGGCAGCUUCGGUGUGUCCGACACAUCGCUGGAAGAGAUUUUCCUAAAGGUCACUGGUAAUGGGAAUGCAACCAACAGGAAAUGUGUACCAGAGACAGAUGGGGCUUUGCACACCAAUGGUCAUGGCCCGUGUGAUGUCCCAGAAGGUACUGCAGGCAGGGGAUCCCACCAGGUCAGAGGGCUGAGUCUCAUCAUCAAACAGUUCUUUGCUCUGCUGAUCAAGAGGUUGCAUCAUGCAACACGCUCCUACAAAGACUUCUUUGCCCAGAUCGUGUUGCCAGCCAGUUUUGUUUUCCUGGUACUGACCUUUACGCUGAUCGUUCCACCUUUUGGAGAGUAUCAAAGUCUGACUCUCAGUCCUUGGAUGUAUGGAAGACAGUACACCUUCUUCAGUAAUGAGCGUCCUAUGGAUGCUCAGAUGAGAUACUUUGGUAAGGUGCUGUUGGACAAGCCUGGCUUCGGGACUCGUUGCAUGGUGGAUGAACCACUGGAAGAUUUCCCAUGCAACAACAUCACCACAGAGUGGGAGAUGCCCCUGGUAAACCCUGUCCUGAUAGAUAUGCUGGCCAGCCCAAAAUGGAACUUCCUCCGACCGUCUCCAGACUGUCAGUGCAGCACACCCAGGAAACUCACCAUGCUCCCCGAGUGUCCUGCAGGAGCUGGAGGCCUGCCACCUCCACAGAGGAUCCAGUCAACAGGAGAUGUUCUCAUGGACCUAACAGGCAGAAACAUCUCUGACUACCUGGUGAAGACCUACCCGAGCCUCAUCAGAAUCAGCUUGAAGAGCAAAUAUUGGGUGAACGAACAAAGGUAUGGAGGUAUAUCAGUGGGAGGACAGCUUCCUGUUUUAGAGGUGCAGCCAAAGACCAUCCAGGAUCUAGCAGCACAGCUGGGACGACUGUUCAAUGUUACUGGGGGCAAUUGCUCCAAACAAACACUGAAGGACAUAGGGACAUUCCUCAAGUACAUGGAGACUCAAGACAGUGUCAAGGUGUGGUACAACAAUAAGGGCUGGCAUGCCAUGGUUUCUUUCAUGAACGUGGCCAACAACGCCAUCCUUCGUGCAAACCUGCCCAAGGGAGCCAACUUGGACGAAUAUGGAAUCACUGCCAUCAACCACCCUCUUAACCUCACCAAAGAGCAGCUCUCUGAGAUCACUGUCCUGACCACCUCAGUGGAUGCUGUGGUGGCCAUCUGUGUCAUCUUUGCCAUGUCGUUCGUUCCAGCCAGCUUUGUCCUCUAUUUGAUUCAGGAGAGGGUCACCCAGGCCAAACACCUGCAGUUUGUCAGUGGUGUCAGUCCAUUGGUCUACUGGAUGGCCAACUUUCUCUGGGACAUGUUGAAUUACUCCAUCAGUGCAGCAAUGGUGGUGGAAAUAUUCAUAUUUUUUGAUAAGAAGUGCUACACCUCUCCAACCAACCUCCAGCCACUUAUUUCUCUACUUAUGCUCUAUGGAUGGUCUGUGACACCCAUGAUGUACCCCAUGUCCUUCAUAUUCAGUGUGCCCAGCACAGCGUACGUCUCUUUGUCAUGCAUCAACCUCUUCAUUGGCAUUAACAGUAGUGCCGUCACCUUCAUCCUGGACCUUUUUGAGGGCACCACAGCUCUGUACAAGUUCAACCAGCUGUUAAAGUCUGUGCUGCUCAUCUUCCCCCAUUACUGCCUGGGUCGAGGUCUCAUUGAUAUGGCCAUGAACCAAGCUGUGACUGAUAUCUACACUCGCUUUGGUGAAGACUACAGUCCAGACCCCUAUAACUGGGACUUUAUUGGGAAGAACUUAUUCUGCAUGGCUGUUGAGGGAUUUGUCUAUUCCAUCCUUAACAUUUUGUUCCAGUAUCGCUUCUUCAUGGAUCACUGGAUAUCAGAUCGCCCAAAGCCUCUUAUUUUGGGAGAAGAUGUAGAUGUGGCAGAGGAAAGAGAGCGACUCGAUAGGAGUGAAAAAACAAAUGACAUUUUACGCAUACGAGACCUGUCCAAGACAUACACAGGAACAAUCAUCCCUGCAGUAGACCGAAUCUGUGUUGCAGUAUCACCCGGAGAGUGCUUUGGUCUACUGGGGGUGAAUGGAGCAGGGAAGACCACAACAUUUAAAAUGUUGACUGGAGACAUUGAUGUCACCUCAGGAGAGGCCUCAGUUGCUGGUCACAGCAUUUUAUCCAACAUCCUGGACGUCCACCAGAACAUGGGAUACUGCCCACAGUUUGAUGCUGUAGAUGACCUGCUGACAGGUAGAGAACAUCUGCACCUCUAUGCCCGCCUCCGUGGAGUUCCUGAGUUGGAGAUCAGCCGGGUUGCAGAGUGGGCUAUCCAGAAGCUGGGUCUAUCAGAGUAUGCAGGCCAAAGCGUUGGGACCUACAGUGGAGGCAACAAGAGGAAACUCUCCACAGCCAUCGCCAUGAUAGGCUGCCCUGCACUGGUGCUGCUGGAUGAGCCCACGACAGGUAUGGACCCUCUCUCCAGACGCUUCCUGUGGAACUCCAUCAUGAGCGUUAUCCAGGAUAGACGAGCUGUGGUCCUCACCUCACACAGUAUGGAGGAAUGUGAGGCACUAUGUACCCGCUUAGCAAUUAUGGUUAAUGGAUCCUUCAAGUGUUUGGGAACCAUUCAGCAUCUUAAGUACAAGUUUGGUGAUGGCUACGUGGUGACCAUGAAGAUCAGGGCAGCCAAGCCCGGGUGUGCUCCAGAUCUGAACGCUGCCGAAGCCUUCAUGGAGAGCACCUUCCCCGGCUGCAUCCAGAGUGAGAAACACUGCAACACUCUACAGUACAAGAUCUCCUCCUCCUCCCUGGGGAGGAUCUUUCAAAUGGUCCUGGCUAACAAAGACGAGCUCAAGAUAGAGGACUACUCGGUGUCACAGACCACUCUUGACCAGGUUUUUGUGAAUUUCGCCAAGCAACAGUCAAGAGAGGACGACAUCAUUGCGUUGCAUCCAAAAGCUGCCGGAGCACAGCGAUAUAUUGAAGCCACGCCCUUCAAGUCUUUGGAGAAGUGAACUUAUCUCACUGAGCACAAUUGGAAGACUUUCUUUGGUUUUCAUUUCCUCUUAGAAGCCGCUGUGUCUAAAGAAUGCGCCCUAUGUAUGUGUGCUUCAAGGACUAAAAGUUAAGUAGAGGAUUCUCUGUCAUCAUGAGGUCCUGCCUAGAGUCAAGCGACUGGUGCAUGAUCAGUUUGGGGAACACAGAAGAUGAAUCGCUUUUCCUUUGGAAGGGGUCUUUGUGGAUCUACUGUGCGGUGUUAAGAUCUGAAAUGCAGUCUGUGAAUGAGGCAGCCCUGUAAAUGGGACAUGACACGUGUCCUGUUUGACCGAUGAUCCGACACGUGGCAAUACUUUGCUUUUCCAGUAAAUGGGGUUAGUGGGCUUUGAAUUUGGAAAGUGUGGAGCAUUUAUGUACCUGCUAUAUGUUCCACGUUCUGCUCACCUUGUAGGCCUUGCAGACUAAAUGAAACGGCUUGAGAUUUAUGAGCAGCACCAUGACUUUGAUUGAUGACAUGUCAAAAAAAGUUAUAUAUCGGGUUUUAAUGGGAAUGUGAAUUAUGUAUUUUUUGCUUCAGAUGCCAAGCAAGAUAAUCCUUUUUUGCCUUCUGUAGAUAUGUGUAAUAAGCACUCUGAAAAGCAUAGCCGCAGCACUUAAUUGAGGCAGCUUUACCUAAAGCUUCAUAAUUCUUAUACGACGAUGUUCUGCUAGUGCAAUACAACUAAUGAUUUUUACAAAGUCCGCUUGCUGCUAUGGAAUAAUUUUUAUAUUGUGUGAUAUUUUCUUGCCACCAAUGUCUUUGCGCUUAAUUACACACGUUCAACUUUGGUAAACUGUCUGCAUUCCACCAGCACCCAUGGUGUCAUUAGAGAAACUCACAAAAGUGACGUUUCUGAGAGGGGCAUCAUGUCAAAUGAAGUACGUAUUUUCUGUAAGAUCUGGGCCUUUCCCUCAGACACUCUGUUUGAUUUGUUUUACAGGAAAAUAGCUCGAGAUUAUUCACAUUUGUACAAAACAGUCUUUGACAGUUUAAUAAAACCUGAGAUUAGACAGGGCUGGAGAACAACAGCAAUCGCUGAGCAUUUGAUAAGCCCUCUACACAUUCAUGACAGAUGUUACACUUCUGUAGUAUAGUUUCCUUUUCUCUGAAGAACACAAUCUGAGAUGUACA
Cyclopterus lumpus (lumpfish) is the source of this 8057-nucleotide messenger RNA. RefSeq names its product retinal-specific phospholipid-transporting ATPase ABCA4-like. The coding region runs from base 1 to 6903 and encodes 2300 amino acids. The transcript has 48 exons. Gene Ontology annotation, molecular function: ABC-type transporter activity; ATP binding; lipid carrier activity. Gene Ontology annotation, cellular component: intracellular membrane-bounded organelle; membrane. Gene Ontology annotation, biological process: lipid transport; transmembrane transport. The record is from RefSeq and is a predicted model, not a curated record. Lineage: Eukaryota; Metazoa; Chordata; Actinopteri; Perciformes; Cyclopteridae.